Molecule: messenger RNA, 1852 nt
Organism: Periconia digitata
Lineage: Eukaryota; Fungi; Ascomycota; Dothideomycetes; Pleosporales; Periconiaceae
Source: the annotation of a GenBank genome assembly
GAUGACGGCGAUGGUGGGUGGUUGGCGGGGUACCAAUUUUGCCCCACCAUACCAAAAAUUGGCCGCCCUUGAGCAGAGCUUCGACUCAUACCCACGCGCCCCGUCCGCAUUGAUCGUAACCUCUUCUUUUCUAGGACAGAGGCUUGACUUUUCCCAAUUCAAGAUCCACCAUCGUUCAGAAAUGGCCGAUUCAGCGCCAGCAGCUUCAAGCGCAGGUGAUGCUCCCCAGCAACCAGAGCAGCCUUCCAAGAACGCCUUGAAGAAGGCUCAGAAGGAAAAGGAAAAGGCUGAGAAGAAGGCAGCAGCCAAAGCGCGUGAGCUCGCUGAACGUCAAAAGAAGGAAGCCGCCGACGCAGAGGACGUUUCCAAAGACGCCUAUGGCGAGCUUCCCCUCAUCGGUUCGAAGGACUUCAAGCCCACAGAUACACCUCGCACCGACCUAUCUACCGUUGCCGAUCAUGAAGACAAGGAAAUCACAUUCCGCUGCUGGGUCGAAAAUGCCCGUUCCCAGUCUGCGAAGCUCGCCUUCGUGAACUUGCGACAAGGCUUGAACACGGUGCAGGCAGUCAUUGCGGCUAGCGACAAGCUAAGCAAGCAGAUGGUCAAGUUCUGUGGUACCGUAAGCACCGAGAGUACGCUUGUGGUCACAGGCUUGGUGAAGAGAGUCAAGGAGCCAAUCAAGAGCGCGACCAUUAAGGACUUUGAGAUACAUAUUCUGAAGCUUUUUGUGGAAGCCAAGGCCGAGAUCCCACUUCCCCUUCAGGUUGACGAUGCCGAGCGCCCAUUGCCUGAUACUGGGUUGGGAGAUGAGGACGAAAAGCCAGCUGAGGGAGAUGCACGACCACUCGUAGGACUUAAUACGAGGUUGAACAACCGGACCAUUGAUCUGCGCGCAAAGGUCAACCAUGCUAUCUUUGUUGUCAAGAGUGGUGUCUGCGGUCUUUUCCAGGAAUUCCUCUCCAAGCAAGGAUUUACGCUGGUUCAGACCCCCAAGAUUCUCGGUGCAGCUUCCGAAGGCGGUGCCAACGUCUUUGAGCUCAAGUACUUUGAUCGCUUGGCGUAUCUAGCCCAGUCCCCUCAAUUCUACAAGCAAAUGCUUAUUGCGUCGCGCUUCCAAAAAGUCAUGGAGAUCGGGCCAGUAUUCCGUGCUGAGAACUCAAACACUGCACGCCACUUGACCGAAUUCACUGGUCUUGAUUUGGAGAUGGAGUUCCAAGAGCACUAUCACGAGGUCAUGCGCGUCCUUGAAGACCUCAUGCUUUUCAUCUUCAAAGAGCUCAAUGCCCGAUACAAGAAAGAAACCGAUCUCGUGCGGAGCGCGUAUCAUGUCGAAGAUUUCAAGCUCCCCGAAUCUGGCAAAGUUCCUCGCAUUCCCUUCAAAGAAGGUAUCAAGAUGUUGCGUGAUGCAGGCGAAGAGGUUGGCGACUACGAUGAUCUCAGCACCCCACAAGAAAAGCAUCUCGGCCGUCUCGUACUGGAGAAAUAUGGAUCUGACUUCUACACGCUUGACCAAUUCCCCAUUGCCAUCCGUCCGGCAUACACCAUGCCCUCGCCUGCCGAUCCUCUACUUUCCAACUCGUACGACAUGUUCAUGCGCGGUCAGGAAAUCUGCUCCGGCGCUCAACGUAUACACUCCGCGGAACUCUUGGCUUCUCAAAUGCGCAAGCACGAUCCUCCAAUCGAUCCCAACGGCGCCGGCACAAAAGACUAUGUAGACAGUUUCCGCUACGGAUGCCCGCCUCACGGCGGUGGUGGGUUCGGACUCGAGAGAAUUGUGCAAUUCUGGCUUGGUCUACCCAACAUCAGGAUGACUAGCUUGUUCCCCAGGGACCCCCAGAGAGUGACACCGUAA